Messenger RNA from Arabidopsis thaliana (thale cress), 465 nucleotides. Its product is annotated as Plant self-incompatibility protein S1 family. NCBI's taxonomy places the organism in Eukaryota, Viridiplantae, Streptophyta, Magnoliopsida, Brassicales, Brassicaceae. The record is from RefSeq and is marked reviewed. Gene Ontology annotation, cellular component: extracellular region. The coding region runs from base 1 to 465 and encodes 154 amino acids. The transcript has a single exon.
AUGGCUUCCCAAAGAAAACUGAUAAUGGUUGUGAUACUAUCGUCGUUGCUCAUGAAAGUAGCAUUAUCUCAAUACGGUGUAGUGAUGGGUAAGAGUAUAUUCAAAUGGGAAUUUUUUCCAAUGAUAUCUGUAUACAUCACAAACGAUAUCGGAGGUGGUUUGGUGCUACAUUCUGGUUGUUAUACUAGCAGAAAUGGGUAUCGUCGUAUUAGAGACUUUUUUCCAGGGAGUAUGAAAAUAUUCGCUGAAUUCAGGAAAACUUACUGGGGACGAACUCGCUAUCAUUGUGAAUUUAGAUUUGGAGAUGAAACACAAAUACAUCGUUUUUCUCUUUAUAAAGAUAUCAGAGAUAAUAUUGACAAAUAUCAGUGCAGACACUGUUUUUGGUCCAUCAGAAGGAAUGGACCUUGUGCUCUUAAUUCACAUACUGGAAAAUAUGAUAUUUGUUAUGCUUGGGAUAAAUAA